AUGGCGCUUGAACUGGGUCCUGGUGUACGCUCCGGGUCGCCAGAGAGUUCUGGGCGGGACUCGCCCAUUCCACGACAAUGGAGGAAUCAACUCGGCGGAGGAGAUGCCCCGGUUAAGGACAAGGCAUACCGUCGAUACGCUGCCGGAGUCGACAAAGCGCUGCUCUUAUUCGAAACAGCUCUAGAGGAAUGGGCUGACUACAUAUCCUUCCUGAACAGGCUCCUCAAGAGUCUACAAGCUCGACCGCCCGCCAGCGCCAUUAUUCCCUCCAAGAUCACCGUCGCGAAACGUCUAUCACAAUGCUUAAACCCGUCUUUACCCUCGGGUGUACACCAGAAGGCGCUCGAAGUUUAUAAUUAUGUAUUUGAAGCGAUUGGAAAAGACGGGCUCUCGCGAGACCUCCCUCUAUAUCUUCCUGGAUUAGCACCCACUCUCUCUUUUGCAUCGCUUUCCGUCCGGUCGCCAUAUCUCGACCUUCUUGAGCGUCAUUUCACGGGUGUCGAUUCCAGGUCAUUACGUCCAGCUAUGAAAUCAAUAAUAUUAGCGUUGUUACCCGGCCUAGAAGAUGAAACUAGCGAAGAUUUCGAUCGAACUAUGCGACUGGUUGGGAGCUUCAAGAAAGCCAUCCGACCAACAGAUAGCGUCGCUCUCACGGAGCAACAUGCCACGGGCGACGAUUUCUUUUGGCAGUGCUUCUUUCUAGCUUCUGUUACAAGCCAUGGCCGCCGUGCUGGUGCUCUAGCCUACUUGGUGCGGAAUCUGCCUAUCUUGGGUUCGGAUCCAUCUUUGACAUCCAGCGAGAAAAAUGACCAGAAUGGUACAGAACAAGGCGGCGUCAGCAGUGAAAUUACUGCGAUUGUUACGACUCCAGAACCAGGUUUGCUGGUGAGAUGCUUUGCCAGUGGACUUUCUGAUGAGCAGCUGCUGAUCCAGCGUGGCUUUCUUGAUCUACUUGUCUCUCAUCUCCCCCUGAAUUCCAAAGUGUUACAAUCUCUUGUUAAACCUGGUGAUCUGGAACUCCUCUUGAGAGCGGCUGUUGGAGUAGUUACCCGACGAGAUAUGAGCUUAAAUCGUCGCUUAUGGGCAUGGCUCCUUGGCCCUGAGCCAACAGGCAACGAAAAUGAACACAACCAAGAUUUGCAUGGUAGCGCCUCAGACGGGCAGCAGGCUCUGCUAUCCUCCCGAACAAACUAUUUCGAGCAGUUUGGUCUACAAUCUCUGACAAAAGCCCUACUGGAAAUGAUCAAAGAUACUUCACACGGUGGAGUUGCCGAACGAACCCGCCCCUAUCGUAUUUGUCUUUCUUUGAUGGACAAGUUGGAAGUUGGUGGAUUGGUGAUACCAGACAUCUUUCUUCCCGUGGUGGAGAGCGUGCGGCAGUUUCAGAAUCAAGGCCCGGCCAAGGGAGAAUUUACAGAGGUCCUACGCAGCGCAAGUGUAUUCUUCGAUGGCAUUGAAGGUGGUCUAAUAUACGGCGAGCUCGUUGGACUUCUGGAUCAAGCUAUUAGCUCACAGAAAGCGAACAGUGAAGUUCGAAGCGACAAACUCUCUUUGGUCAAGUUUAUCAUCGCCCAUUUCAAUGUGCAUGACGGAGAGAUGAGCACAAUCCAUGCUCCCCUGGCCUGUCUCGCUGCUUUGGCCAUGUUAGAGGAUGCAGCGAGUCGAAAAGAUAGCCUGUGUCUGCCGGAUGGCCCUAACCCAUCUCUUAAAGAACAAGUCCUUGGCAUUAUCGUUUCGCUCCUGGAACUGGUGCCGGGCUGGGCUUUCACAGAGCCGUCCAAGGGCAAAGCCAGUCAAAAGAAAGACUCUGGUUCCUCUACGUCACCGUCAGCCAAAGAUUUAUUGAAAAGAAUCCAGGAUUUUUAUGUCCAGGGGCAAGGAAAUCCUGACGCUUCUCCAAUACCUUUCACUCACAUAGAAACUGGAGAAUUGAUUCUGGACAAAGCAGUCAAGUACAUUGUUGAUAAUUCGGCCGAGCAGGACUCACCUUGUUCUUUGAGCUUUCACAUCAAAAUUCUACUCCUCAUCUUGCUGAAAGUUCCCAAAACCUACAGAUUUGAUGAAAAAGUGUUAAUGUCCUCUUUAAAGGCACAGGUGACACAGAAACGACCCUUGAGGUUUUCUGACUUUUCUUCAAUUCUACAUCUCAUCACGCAGCUUCAUCAUGUUGGACGAAUUUCAACUUCAGAGUUGUCUGAGCUGGUGCACCCUCUAGUUCGCCACGCAUGGUCAUAUCUUUCAGCUUCUGAGCCCAAAUAUCAUGUGGAAACUGUCCGAUGCCUAUGGCAACUUCAGGCAGCUAUUUCAUUUACUCGUCGUGAUGUUGAAGCCUCGCUUGCGAGUAUCAUAGUGAACCAGAGCGCUGGCGAUGGUGCAGAUAUCGGGCGUGCUUUUGGUGUUUUGUGGUCACAUACUAUUCAAGAUACCCAAUCUGAUCGGCGUGGGCCAAAGAUCCCUACAGCGGAAGCAAAAUCUGGCCAAAGAGUUAGCGGGACUGACCAUUAUGAGAUUAUAUUGACACGACCUCUAUUGCUUGUGCUUGAUGGACUGUUGGACGACAGGACGCAGUCGUUUAUGACUGUCAAAUCAUGGCUCAGCAACAUGGUUGGCAUUGAUAGAUUGUUUCUACUCUUCGUUAUGAAAUUUGGAGAAAUACCUUUUCUUCGCGAAGUUGGAAAAGACUUCCAAGCUGAGAAGCCUCUGCCUGAACCCCUUGCUUUCACCGAAGAUGACGAUAUAGAUCUCUGCUUGUACUAUUUACGGACUCUCUAUCACGUCUUAAUUCACUCUGGAGAAACUUCAGGGGCAGUACUUGUAUCCAAGCAUCUCUCCUUUGGGGAUACGGCGCAGGUACAAAUCUCUACUGGCGGAGACGAAGACGACAUCACGCUACAGGAUUAUUUUGUUCGGGUGUGCAUGGCCUGCAUUACUGGCGAUGCAAUUUCGCCUGCCAGCGAUGACCUGGGUAACAGAGUCUCCCAGCUGCAUCGUUAUGCGCUGACUGUUCUUCACCACUUCCUCACAAGUCAUCAUGCCGCUCCUCUAUUCAAUCUAAAUCUUGAUCAUGUUCUGAUUGAUAGACUGUCAAUUUCCAUUGGAAAUACGGAUCCGUAUGUACAAGUUCUUUUGCUUGACGUCGUCUUUGACGCUCUCAAGUUACACGAUGCCGUGGUGACGGAACUUGCUAUAUCUUCCAUUGCCGAAAAGCGAAGAUCAAGCGCGGAUCCUUUACAUGCAACCAGAUUAUCCAUCUCCUCCGGCGACAUGGCUCCACCUCCUAUGGUAAUGCCCCCCCAGCUACUCAAAUGCCUACAGUCAGGUCUAAGUUCAACAAACAGCCAGUUUGUUUUAGAUACUUGGGUCUCAUUUUUGAGCAGAUGUCUGCCUUUUUAUUCUCAGUCCAUCUUUCAGAUCUUGAUACCCCUUGUCGAAACGCUAUGCAAACAAAUAGGCGCUACCUUCUCUCACUUGAAAAUUUUGUUUGAAGACGAAUCAUACGAAGUCAAGAGUGAGGCUGGUACGCCAGAAUCUACUCUAAUUUACCUUCUCAAUGCUCUGGAACAAGUCUUGGCUAAGGCACAUGACCAAUUGUUGGCUGAGGAAGCUCAAGCGCUGGCUGUGAAAGGCCCCGACCAGCCUCAAUCAAUCUUUGGGAGCAUGGUAUCGGGUGUCUUCCAGUCAGACUCCCCUCAGUCUCGAAGCGCCACGGCCAAUGACCGCUUGACCGUUCAUUUAGCCUUCCAAGAUGCGGUGCGAAUGUGCUUUUCAAUCUGGUCUUGGGGACAGGGGGAUGAAGCCACCACGCAGGAUAUCAAUUCAUCAGCGUCCUUUAACUACACAUCUCUGAGGAUGAGGAAUCGAGCAAGGCGACUCCUUGAACACCUUUUCACGGCGGAGACGCUCGAAAGCCUCGAGACCGUGAUUGAUGUAUGGAGAAACUCAACAAGCGCUGCGGAGCAUGUCACCGUAUUUAGCUUCCUAGCAGCUUUAGAUGCUGCAAGACCAAAACACUCGAUGCCGGCUCUUUUCAAUUCCAUAUACAGCCGUACGAACCCUGCCGCGCUGGAGCCCUCACGGAAGUCGACAAUGACAAUCUCACUUCAAGAUGCCGACUUGGUUGUCUUCCUAGUCGAGUACGCCAGGUCACUUGAUGACGAUGCCAUGGAUGAGAUAUGGCAAGAUUGCAUCACGUUCUUGAAGGACCUCUUGAACAAUCCUUUCCCCCACAGACAAACGCUUCCCAGCCUUCUCGAAUUUGCCGCCAUCUUGGGCGAGAAAGUUGACAACACCAAUUUCGGCGAGCAGCGGAAAAUGCGUAGAGAAUUAGGGGACCUCUUCUUAAGGCUUAUUACUGCUCUCUUCACUACGAGGCCGGCUUUUACUGAUUCAGGCAAUUCGAACGGCACGUCGGGGACUAAGUUUGUCAAGGGCGAGCUUGAACGUCGCGGCACAUUUCCCGGUGCAAUCGAAAGAUCUGAUGAUGUCGUAGCUAUUCUAGCCUCCAUCGUUCCCAAUCUGCCAAAAAUCCUCCUUGAACCAGACCGAGUUCUCUCUGCAGCUGCAACGAUAUCUUCCAAUGUCAUUGGUCCGACUUUCCGCUCCAAGACGUUCCCAGAUUCAGUCUCUUCCAGCACCCUGAGGCUCUUGCACGAGCUUUCAAGGCUACCAAACAACCAGAAAGCCUGGAAGAAGGAUGUCAGCGAGGCUUUUAAUGACAGCAGAUUCUUCGCAAUGAAUCUUGCCUUGGUUCAGAGCGACUGGCUGCCGUUGCUGCGGCAGUGGGCAUUGACAGAUAAGGAGAGAAUCCCAGAGAUUGUUGGCCGUAUUAAUGCACCUACGACUGCGGGGAUCGUAUUCGGUGUGGGCGCCACUUCAGCUCGUCUUGAAGCUGAUCGGAAGACGCAGCUUAAUUUGCGGAGAAUUGCUACUCUGAUUCUUGCCUCGGCAGAGGAUGCCUUUGUCACGGAUAUCCCUGCCAUCUUUGACAAGGUGGUUGAGCUGUUCGGGGCCACUUCAACAUCAUCUCCGUCAUCCACCACGCGAGCAGAGGUAUACAUGGUCAUCAGAGCAUUGGUGCUCAAGGUCAGCCCGAUCCAUCUCGCCAGGCUAUGGCCCGUGGUCAACGCCGAGAUUCAUUCGGCCAUAUCUUCCAUCGUCGCCCCUGAUCACAGCACGGCAUCCGAGGUUUACGUCAACGCCGCCAUCCUACAGGCUUGCAAGCUGCUCGACCUGCUCAUCUGCGUUGCGCCGGACGACUUCCAGCUGCACGAGUGGCUCUUCGUGACGGACACCAUCGAGGCGGUAUACAGAUCGUCCACGUACCAACCCGUCGCCCUGGUCGACGAGAUAUCCGAAGAACUUGGCGCGACCACCAUUGCCGGCCACGACGACGCUACGAUUAUGGCCCAGAUGUCGACUAAUCAGAACGGCCCACGCCGCCUUCCGCUCCUCGGCGCUGGUGGCAUCAGCGACGAUGUCAGCUUUGAGAGAAAGGAUGAGCUGGUAGCCAAGGUUCUUAGGCCGUUCUUUGGGCAGCUCAGCAUUUUUGCCUUUGAGUCGACGUAUGCCAUGGGGGCGCUGGAUAGAGAUGCCUGCGUGGAGGCGCUGCUGAGGGAUGUUUUUGAUGAUCGUAGUAUGGUUAAAGCUUUGUAAAAAUGGGUGAAUUUUUUUAUUUUAUUUUACCUUUUUCUUUAUCUUAUUUUCUUUUAUCUUUCUUUUAUUUUCUUUUUCAAUGGUGGCCACAUUUGAGUAUGAGAUAGAUGUGUAGAUAAGUAGGCAGAUAGACUUGAAGCUGAGUUUUUUUAUUAUCGGUAUGAUGUGGUAUAUAUUCUCUUUUGCAACUUUGCUGUGAUUACCCUUGGUCCCAUUCCUAUUUACACUCUGUCAUUACUGCAUGUAUCCUAUAAAUAGCAUCCAUCUUCAGCCCCAUUGACGGCUAUUCAUAAGGCCGUCGAAAGUGCUACUCCAAGUAAUCUGCGACUUUCAAAAGACAAAAUUUUAGAAGGAACAAAAUAAUAGAACAAGACUUGAGGUAUUUCUUGAGAGCCAACGGGCAUCAUCAAAACUCCAGUUCAAAGACCAGCGUGAAGAUUA
Molecule: messenger RNA, 6093 nt
Organism: Trichoderma atroviride IMI 206040
Lineage: Eukaryota; Fungi; Ascomycota; Sordariomycetes; Hypocreales; Hypocreaceae
Biological process (GO): Golgi to endosome transport
Cellular component (GO): trans-Golgi network; endosome
Source: RefSeq, a predicted model, not a curated record